ACAGGACUUGAUGCGCCGAGCCCCAGCACACCGCCAUCAUGUCAGGCACUGUGUCCAUUCUCCAGCAAUUUGCCAAUGGCUUGAAGAGUCGCAGCGAAGAGACAAGGGCAAAAGCUGCCAAGGACUUGCAACACUAUGUCACCAUGGAGCUCCGCGAAAUGAGUCAAGAAGAAUCUACCAAAUUUUAUGAUCAGCUGAACCAUCACAUAUUUGAGCUGGUCUCUAGCUCUGAUGCAAAUGAAAGGAAGGGUGGCAUUCUGGCUAUAGCAAGUCUCAUCGGUGUUGAAGGAGGUAACGCCACCCGUAUUGGCAGGUUCGCCAACUACCUGCGGAACCUCUUGCCGUCCAAUGACCCUGUUGUCAUGGAGAUGGCCUCCAAGGCUAUUGGGAGGCUCGCGAUGGCCGGUGACACCUUCACCGCCGAGUACGUGGAGUUUGAGGUGAAACGAGCUCUGGAGUGGCUGGGAGCUGACAGGAAUGAAGGUCGAAGACAUGCAGCUGUUCUUGUCCUGCGUGAGCUGGCAAUCAGCGUGCCUACCUUCUUCUUCCAACAAGUGCAGCCGUUCUUUGACAAUAUUUUUGUGGCUGUGUGGGAUCCCAAACAGGCCAUCCGAGAGGGAGCUGUUUCUGCCUUAAGAGCCUGCCUUAUCCUCACUACUCAGCGUGAGCCUAAAGAGAUGCAGAAGCCCCAGUGGUACAGACAUACGUAUGAAGAGGCUGAGAAGGGUUUUGAUGAGACUUUGGCCAAGGAGAAAGGGAUGAACCGUGAUGACCGAAUCCAUGGUGCCUUACUGAUCCUCAAUGAGCUGGUGAGGAUCAGCAGUAUGGAGGGAGAGCGUCUUAGAGAGGAGAUGGAGGAGAUCACUCAGCAGCAGCUUGUGCAUGACAAGUACUGCAAAGACCUGAUGGGCUUCAGCACCAAACCUCGCCACAUCACGCCCUUCACUAGCUUCCAGUCUCUUCAGCCCUCUCAGUCAAAUGCCUUGGCUGGUCUUCUGGGAUACAGUGCCCACCAAGGAAUCAUGGGUUUUGCAGCCUCACCUGUCCCAGCAAAGUCUACACUGGUAGAAAGUCGAUGUUGCAGAGAUCUAAUGGAAGAAAAGUUCGAUCAAGUGUGCCAGUGGGUUCUCAAGUGUAGAACCAGCAAAAAUUCUUUGAUCCAGAUGACAGUUCUCAAUCUGCUACCACGGCUGGCUGCUUUCCGUCCUUCAGCCUUCACAGCUGAUCAGUAUCUUCCAGACACCAUGAACCAUGUUCUCAGCUGUGUGAAGAAGGAGAAGGAGAGAACAGCAGCCUUCCAGGCUUUGGGUUUGCUUUCUGUAGCUGUGAGGUCGGAGUUCCAAGCUUACCUGCCAAAAGUCCUUGAAAUCAUAAAAGCGGCUCUUCCACCAAAAGACUUUGCCCACAAGAGGCAGAAGUCAGUACAGGUUGAUGCCACAGUCUUCACCUGCAUUAGUAUGCUGGCACGAGCCAUGGGGCCCAGCAUCCAGCAGGACAUCAAAGAGCUUCUGGAACCUAUGCUGGCUGUGGGCCUAAGCCCUGCUCUAACAGCUGUGCUGUAUGACUUGAGUCGUCAGAUCCCCCAGCUAAAGAAGGAUAUCCAGGAUGGGCUGCUGAAAAUGCUCUCCCUUGUUCUAAUGCACAAACCUCUGCGACAUCCAGGCAUGCCAAAAGGCCUUGCCCACCAGCUGGCCUCCCCUAGCCUCACCAACAUCCCUGAGGCCAGUGAUGUGGGUAGCAUCACCCUUGCCCUGCGCACACUGGGCAGCUUUGAGUUUGAAGGCCAUUCUCUGACUCAGUUUGUUCGGCACUGCGCAGACCACUUUCUGAACAGCGAACACAAGGAGAUCCGGAUGGAGGCAGCUCGCACUUGCUCUCGCUUGCUCACGCCCUCCAUCCACUUGAUCAGCGGUCAUGCCCAUGUGGUCAGUCAGACUGCAGUGCAGGUGGUGGCCGACGUUCUCAGCAAACUGCUUGUGGUUGGAAUAACAGACCCAGACCCUGAUAUACGUUUCUGCGUGCUGGCUUCUCUGGAUGAGCGAUUUGAUGCUCACCUUGCCCAGGCGGAAAAUUUGCAAGCUCUUUUUGUGGCCCUGAAUGAUCAAGUAUUUGAAAUCCGAGAGCUGGCCAUCUGUACUGUGGGUCGCCUGAGCAGCAUGAACCCUGCUUUUGUCAUGCCUUUCCUGCGGAAGAUGUUAAUUCAGAUUCUAACAGAGCUAGAACACAGCGGUGUUGGCAGGAUUAAAGAGCAAAGUGCCAGGAUGUUGGGUCACCUGGUUUCUAAUGCUCCACGCCUCAUUCGUCCAUAUAUGGAGCCUAUCCUUAAGGCGCUGAUUGUGAAACUGAAGGACCCUGAUCCAGAUCCAAAUCCAGGGGUGAUUAACAACGUCCUAGCUACCAUAGGGGAGCUGGCGCAGGUCAGUGGGCUGGAGAUGAGGAAGUGGGUGGAUGAGCUCUUCAUUAUAAUUAUGGACAUGCUGCAGGAUUCUUCCCUGCUGGCUAAAAGACAAGUGGCUCUUUGGACGCUGGGGCAGCUGGUGGCCAGCACUGGUUAUGUGGUGGAACCGUACAGGAAGUACCCAACUUUGCUUGAGGUGCUUCUGAACUUCCUGAAGACUGAGCAAAACCAAGGCACCCGCAGAGAGGCUAUUCGUGUAUUAGGGUUGCUGGGAGCUUUGGACCCUUACAAACACAAAGUGAACAUUGGCAUGAUUGACCAGUCCCGGGAUGCUUCAGCUGUCAGCCUUUCGGAGUCUAAAUCUAGCCAGGAUUCUUCGGACUACAGUACCAGUGAGAUGUUGGUGAACAUGGGAAACCUUCCUCUGGAUGAGUUCUAUCCAGCUGUCUCUAUGGUGGCACUGAUGAGAAUUUUCCGAGACCAAUCCUUGUCCCAACACCACACUAUGGUAGUCCAGGCCAUCACCUUUAUUUUCAAAUCCCUUGGGCUGAAGUGCGUGCAGUUCCUGCCCCAGGUCAUGCCAACGUUCCUUAAUGUAAUACGGGUUUGUGAUGGUGCCAUCCGAGAGUUCCUGUUCCAGCAGCUAGGGAUGUUAGUGUCCUUUGUGAGAAGUCACAUUCGGCCCUAUAUGGAUGAAAUCGUCACCCUUAUGAGAGAUUUUUGGGUCAUGAACAACUCCAUACAGAGCACAAUUAUCUUACUUAUUGAGCAGAUUGUGGUGGCUCUAGGAGGCGAGUUCAAGCUCUAUCUGCCUCAGCUCAUUCCUCACAUGUUACGGGUCUUCAUGCAUGACAAUAGCCAGAGUCGCAUUGUCUCUGUCAAGCUAUUGAAUGCAAUCCAGCUCUUUGGAGCUAACCUGGAUGACUACCUUCACUUGUUACUACCUCCCAUUGUAAAGCUAUUUGAUGCCCCAGAUGUCCCAGUGGUGGCUCGCAAAGCUGCUCUAGAAACAGUGGAUCGCUUGACAGAAUCCCUGGAUUUCACUGAUUAUGCUUCAAGGAUUAUUCAUCCUAUUGUGCGAACACUAGAUCAGAGCCCUGAGCUGCGGACAACUGCAAUGGACACACUCUCCUCUCUGGUUUUCCAGCUGGGAAAGAAGUAUCAGAUUUUUAUCCCAAUGGUGAACAAAGUUCUGGUGCGACACAGAAUUAACCAUCAACGCUAUGAUGUUCUCAUCUGCAGGAUUGUAAAGGGCUAUACUCUUGCUGACGAAGAGGAGGAUCCCCUGAUCUAUCAGCAUCGAAUGUUGAGAAGCAACCAGGGAGAAACCUUGGCCAGUGGUCCUGUGGAAACAGGUCCUAUGAAGAAAUUGCAUGUUAGCACCAUCAACUUGCAGAAGGCCUGGGGAGCAGCAAGAAGAGUCUCCAAAGAUGACUGGCUGGAGUGGUUGAGACGGCUGAGCCUGGAGCUGCUGAAAGAUUCCUCCUCACCAUCCUUGCGUUCGUGCUGGGCCCUGGCUCAGGCUUAUAAUCCCAUGGCUAGAGAUCUCUUCAAUGCUGCUUUUGUUUCGUGCUGGUCUGAGCUGAACGAAGACCAGCAGGAUGAACUGAUCCGAAGCAUUGAAUUGGCCCUGACUUCUCAGGACAUUGCAGAGGUCACUCAGACACUGCUGAACUUGGCAGAAUUCAUGGAACACAGCGACAAGGGUCCGCUGCCUUUGAGAGAUGAUAACGGUAUUGUCCUCCUGGGCGAGAGAGCAGCAAAAUGUCGAGCGUAUGCCAAGGCCCUUCACUACAAGGAGCUGGAAUUUCAAAAGGGUCCCACCCCGGCCAUUCUAGAGUCUCUCAUCAGCAUUAACAAUAAACUGCAACAGCCAGAAGCAGCUGCUGGAGUACUAGAAUAUGCCAUGAAGCACUUUGGGGAGCUGGAAAUUCAAGCUACCUGGUAUGAAAAGCUCCAUGAAUGGGAAGAUGCUCUGGUGGCCUAUGACAAGAAGAUGGACACAAACAAGGAUGAUCCUGAGCUGAUGCUGGGACGGAUGCGUUGCUUGGAAGCACUUGGUGAAUGGGGGCAGCUCCACCAGCAAUGCUGUGAAAAGUGGACACAGGUCAAUGAUGAAACUCAAGCUAAGAUGGCUAGGAUGGCUGCUGCCGCUGCCUGGGGUCUAGGUCAGUGGGAUAGCAUGGAAGAAUAUACUUGCAUGAUCCCAAGGGACACCCACGAUGGGGCCUUCUACAGGGCUGUGCUGGCUCUUCAUCAAGACCUUUUCUCAUUGGCUCAGCAGUGCAUUGACAAGGCCAGAGAUCUGCUAGAUGCUGAGCUGACUGCCAUGGCAGGAGAGAGCUACAGUCGAGCCUAUGGGGCUAUGGUAUCCUGCCAGAUGCUGUCAGAGCUGGAAGAGGUUAUCCAGUAUAAACUUGUGCCAGAACGCCGCGAGAUCAUCCGCCAGAUAUGGUGGGAAAGACUGCAGGGUUGUCAACGGAUUGUGGAAGACUGGCAAAGAAUACUGAUGGUCCGAUCUCUUGUUGUGAAUCCUCAUGAGGACAUGAGAACUUGGCUCAAGUAUGCCAGCUUGUGUGGGAAGAGUGGGAGACUGGCUUUGGCCCAUAAGACGCUUGUCCUGCUCUUGGGAGUAGAUCCAUCUCGACAACUGGAUCACCCACUGCCAACAGUACAUCCCCAAGUGACCUAUGCGUACAUGAAACACAUGUGGAAAAGCGCUCGUAAGAUCGAUGCGUUCCAGCACAUGCAGCACUUUGUGCAGACAAUGCAGCAGCAGGCACAGCACGCUAUUGCGACUGAGGACCAGCAGCACAAGCAGGAACUCCACAAGCUCAUGGCACGGUGUUUCCUGAAACUGGGUGAGUGGCAGCUGAAUCUCCAAGGCAUCAAUGAGAGCACUAUCCCCAAAGUUUUGCAGUACUACAGUGCAGCAACAGAACACGAUCGCAACUGGUACAAGGCCUGGCACGCGUGGGCAGUGAUGAACUUUGAAGCUGUGCUUCACUACAAACAUCAGAACCAGGCCAGAGAUGAGAAGAAAAAGCUACGUCAUGCCAGCGGAGCCAGCAUCACCAGCGCCAACACAGAGGGCAGCAACAGUGAGAGUGAGGCAGAAAGCACAGAGAACAGCCCCAUCCCAUCUCCAGUGCAGAAGAAAGUCAUUGAGGAUUUAUCCAAGACCCUCUUGAUGUCUCGAGGAAACAACCUACAAGACACUCUAAGGGUCCUUACUUUGUGGUUUGACUAUGGUCACUGGCCUGAUGUGAACGAGGCUUUGGUUGAAGGAGUCAAGGCAAUCCAGAUAGAUACUUGGCUGCAGGUUAUCCCUCAGCUCAUUGCAAGAAUUGACACCCCUCGACCUUUAGUAGGACGUCUCAUUCACCAGCUCCUCACAGAUAUUGGACGGUACCAUCCCCAGGCUUUGAUUUAUCCUUUGACUGUGGCCUCUAAAUCCACGACGACUGCACGUCACAAUGCUGCAAAUAAGAUCUUGAAAAACAUGUGUGAGCACAGUAACACUCUGGUGCAGCAGGCAAUGAUGGUGAGUGAAGAGCUAAUCCGUGUAGCCAUCCUAUGGCACGAGAUGUGGCAUGAAGGGUUGGAAGAAGCAUCUCGUCUAUACUUUGGAGAAAGGAACGUGAAGGGAAUGUUUGAGGUGCUGGAACCACUUCAUGCAAUGAUGGAGCGCGGGCCUCAGACUUUAAAAGAGACGUCCUUCAAUCAGGCCUAUGGCAGAGAUCUAAUGGAAGCUCAGGAAUGGUGCAGGAAGUACAUGAAAUCAGGAAAUGUGAAAGACCUGACCCAGGCUUGGGAUCUCUAUUACCACGUGUUCAGGCGUAUCUCAAAGCAACUGCCUCAGCUCACGUCUUUGGAACUACAGUACGUAUCACCAAAACUCUUAAUGUGCCGAGACCUGGAACUGGCAGUGCCAGGCACGUAUGAUCCCAACCAGCCCAUCAUCCGCAUUCAGUCCAUUGCACCCUCACUGCAGGUUAUCACCUCCAAGCAGCGGCCCAGGAAAUUAACAUUAAUGGGAAGCAAUGGGCAUGAGUUUGUAUUCCUUCUGAAAGGUCACGAGGACCUUCGUCAAGAUGAAAGAGUGAUGCAGCUUUUUGGAUUGGUUAAUACGCUGCUAGCGAAUGACCCAACUUCUCUUCGUAAAAACCUCAGCAUCCAGAGAUAUGCUGUUAUUCCACUGUCUACAAAUUCAGGCUUGAUUGGUUGGGUCCCCCACUGUGACACACUGCACGCACUCAUCCGAGACUACAGAGAGAAGAAGAAGAUCCUGCUCAAUAUUGAACAUCGCAUCAUGCUGAGGAUGGCUCCAGAUUAUGACCACCUGACUUUGAUGCAGAAGGUAGAAGUAUUUGAACAUGCUGUCAAUAACACAGCUGGUGAUGACCUUGCCAAACUACUGUGGUUGAAAAGUCCAAGCUCAGAGGUGUGGUUUGACAGAAGAACUAAUUACACUCGCUCACUAGCUGUGAUGUCAAUGGUUGGGUACAUUUUGGGCCUUGGGGAUAGACACCCUUCCAAUCUGAUGUUGGACAGAUUGAGUGGAAAGAUCCUACAUAUCGACUUUGGGGACUGUUUUGAGGUUGCAAUGACAAGAGAGAAGUUCCCGGAGAAGAUUCCGUUUCGGUUAACAAGGAUGCUGACAAAUGCUAUGGAGGUGACGGGCCUAGAUGGCAAUUACAGAAUCACCUGUCACACUGUGAUGGAAGUCCUGCGCGAACAUAAGGACAGUGUCAUGGCUGUGCUAGAAGCCUUUGUAUACGAUCCCUUAUUGAACUGGAGGCUGAUGGACACAAAUACAAAAGGCAAUAAGCGCUCACGAACGAGAACAGACUCCUACUCAGCUAGUCAGUCAGUAGAAAUGUUGGACAGCGUGGAACUGGGUGAGACAGCCCACAAGAAAACUGGGACCACAGUGCCUGAAUCCAUCCAUUCCUUCAUAGGCGACGGUCUAGUGAAGCCAGAAGCUCUGAAUAAGAAAGCAAUUCAGAUUAUCAACAGAGUUCGAGAUAAACUCACUGGUCGAGACUUCUCUCAUGAUGAAACUCUUGAUGUACCCACACAAGUAGAAUUGCUCAUUAAGCAAGCUACUUCUCAUGAGAAUCUCUGCCAGUGCUACAUUGGAUGGUGUCCUUUCUGGUAGCAGAAGAUUCCAAAGUAUCCACAGCCUUUUAUUCUGGAGGCUUUUGCACUCCAAUCUUACUCUUCUACAAACACAAACAGAAAGUUGGACUGAAAUACAGCCUUUGUCAAAUAUUUUGAACUGUAAAUGAAAAGAGUUAUUGUAUAUUAAAAGUUGGUUUAAGCCAAUUUAUAGCUGCUGUUUGAAAAACACAAGCUGUCUAAAACACAACACUUGAUUUGGGUUUCCAGGACAGUGAAGACUGAUUGUACCACAGAUGUCUAUGGUUCCACUUGGUCUUUGGGGAACUGGUGAUCCAUUGAAAAUAACUAUAUACGGGUUUUGACUGACUUUGCAAUGUAACUAAAUUGAGUCAUUUGCGGAUUAAUUAUUGCCCUGAUCAAUCCUGUUGGCGUGGCUGCAGUGAACUCAGUGCACUCGUGCAGCAGGGUUCGCUUAGGUUUGGAGUUGAGCUGGAAAACUGGGGCGAAAGCGAGGAGAAGGAGAGUUGCACCAUCCUGUUACCUUGUUUUCCAAUUUGAUUCUUGCCCCCAAAUUGAAAAUUAUUUAUCGGCUUAUUACAUUAGCAGAGGAGUCAUGUUUCAGACUAGAUUGGGAUAUCGGAGCAAAUCCAAGAGCUGAAGACCUCGAGCCAAGCGCAGUAAGGUGCCUGCCUCUAUAUGGACUGAUCAGUGGCAAAGCGGAUGCAGGGUAUCACUGAAAUACCACUUGGGAGCUUCCCACAGGGUCUGGAUUAAAAAGCAGUAUUGGGAAAUAACUAGGGAAAAGUUAAUAAGCAGCCUAAGAGGCAGAAGUGGGGAGGACUGGUAAUAACUUGAAACAGAAAAUAAUGGUUAUUAAACAUGAGGGUGAGGAUAAAGUUAUGAUUUAUGAAUAAAACAUAUUAAAAACAAAAUGCACAAAAUACAACAAAGAGUAGCCAUGUUUAGAUGCCAUGUUGUAUUUGAAUAUUUUUGUGCCAAUAAAUUACACCAAAAUGUUAAA
Molecule: messenger RNA, 8543 nt
Organism: Struthio camelus australis
Lineage: Eukaryota; Metazoa; Chordata; Aves; Struthioniformes; Struthionidae
Source: RefSeq, a predicted model, not a curated record